Messenger RNA from Labrus mixtus (cuckoo wrasse), 7321 nucleotides. RefSeq lists its product as uncharacterized. Gene Ontology annotation, cellular component: nucleus. The record is from RefSeq and is a predicted model, not a curated record. NCBI's taxonomy places the organism in Eukaryota, Metazoa, Chordata, Actinopteri, Labriformes, Labridae. The transcript has 9 exons. Gene Ontology annotation, molecular function: RNA polymerase II transcription regulatory region sequence-specific DNA binding; DNA-binding transcription factor activity, RNA polymerase II-specific. Gene Ontology annotation, biological process: regulation of transcription by RNA polymerase II. Bases 49 to 6927 code for a protein of 2292 amino acids.
UACAAAGACUCAUAUUAACAGUGCAUUUAAGAAUCUGCAGAGAGAGCCAUGCAGAGUCCAACCCAGGCGAACAGUGGACAAAACCCUGUGACCACAGCAACCGCAGAGCCCCAACUGGACAUCCAGACUGAAGCUCAGCCAGCACAAAGUAGAACAGAUGCACAAGAGGAGGAGAAGAGAUCCACUGCUCCCUCUGAGACUGAAACACCAGUCCCUCCACAGGAAAACAGGUCAGGUGUGCAAACUGCAGAAAAAUCUGCAGGUGUGACACGGGCACAAACAGAGCCCAAUGAACCCGCUGUUCAUUCACUCACUGAGCCCACAGAAAAUACUGAAAGGAUGGCGACUGAGCCAGCUUCAAAGCCAAGUGCCCCAACUGAACCUGUAUCUGAUGGAAAUAAAACUCUGGAGUCUGAUGGGCAGAGUUCAAAGAAAAAAGAUCAAGUUGUCCGGGAUGGAAGGAAAUAUGUCCCCUCGAAGAAAGCAAUGAUUGAUCCACUGAAGAUGGACAUGUCCAAGCCGUUACUUAAUCCUCUCACAUCAUCUCAGCUCUCCCUGCAGUGUCUCGAGUGCCACAUAAUCUUCAGUGAUCACAAGAGUAAAGAGCGUCAUCUGAAGCUGAGCCACCCAGCAGAAUAUGAACAAUCAAUACUGAGGAAUGCCCUUUUUGCCUGCUAUGUUUGUGACCGCCACUUCACAAACUCCACAGAGCUCAUGGUCCACCAGAAGGCCCACGUGGAGAGGAAACCCUUCAAGUGUCCGAUCUGUGGCGAGGCCUUCAACAAAUCGUCAGAGCUCACCAUUCAUAAGAAAAUUCAUUUUGGCCAGGGUGGCUACGCAUGCACAGACUGUGGCAAAGCUUGUAAAACAAUGACAUUGCUGAAGUAUCACCGCCGCACACACACUGGAGAGAGGCCCUAUAUCUGCAAGGAGUGCGGAAGGAGAUUCAACAUGUCCAAAGCUCUGCAGAAACAUGUACUGUCCCACAUGCAGGAUGGAGCCGAGGAAGAUGGAGCAGACAAAGCACAGCUGAAGACAGAUGAGGGUAUUCCUAAAAACUAUCCUUGUUCUGUAUGCAAUGCCCCCUUCAAAAGUACCAAGACAAAGCUACAUCACAUGAAAACUAAGCACACUUUGCUGCCUGCUGCAGCCAGUAAGGCCCUCCCUGCCGGACACCAAGUGAAGCCUAGUACACCUAUCAUAACUCCAAUAUCUAUCUCCCAACCUGUACUGCUACAGCUGGAGGCCAAUGGACCUCUGCAAAAAGUUGAUUGCAAUAUUGACACAGAUCAGAUUCGCAGACUCAUUGAAUCUUUGGGAAAUGUGCAGAGAGUGAACCAAGUUGUCAUAUUGGGGCAGGUGCCCCCUCAUGCCCCACCCCUGGAAGUUCAGCAGAUAUCACAACAGUCUGAAACUAUGAAUUUGAAUCUCAAUCCACUCCAUAUAGAUUUCAUGGGUUUGAAACAGCCUCAAUGUGGGACUGUUGAAUUGGACUCUUUAAACAACCCCUGUGACCCAAUGGAACAAACCAUUAUACUGGAGCCCAUUACGCCGGAUGGACAGCUAGAAAACCCAUCUUUCUCAGAACUAGGUUCCCACAUAGCAGCAGUUGAUGAAAGUAUUCAACUGACACUUGUUCAGACUGAACAAAGAGAGAGACCAGAGGGAGAUGGGAUGCAUCAAAUUCUUCAACAGCCUGAUAUUAGUGCUAUUCAGUGUGAUAAUUUAGAUCAAAUGGUUUGUCAAAAUGAACAAAACUUAGAGCAAACAGUCAUAUUAGAACUUACCCCCGCCUUGAUACCAACUGAGGAGCUGGAGCAAUCCCAAACUGUGAGUCUAAAUGAAAUCUCGUCAUCCACUCUGGUAACAACUACUGAACUUGAGGAAACUCCACAUCAGGCUCCAGAUCAGAUGGUAAUAGACGAAGCUGAUCCCAGCCUGUCCGUCUCAUCUCUUACUGUUGAGUUGGAGUUGACACCUUUACAAAAUGGUUAUCAGGAAAUUGUCAUAGCAGACGCACUAACACAAACUCCAAAUGAAUCUGAAACAAAUCCCAAAGCAGAGGUUGAUACACAAAUGCAAACAGUGAGUCAAGAUCAGAUCCUUCCUGUCCUGGAUAAAGCUUUGCCUCAAGGCACACAGGAAAAGGCUGAUCAAGAACCAUCUGAACAAGAACCAUCUGAACAAGAACCAUGUAAACAAGAACCAUCUAAACAAGAUCAAUCUCAACAAGAACGGUCCAAAAACUUGAUGGCUGAAAGCAAAGAGGGAGAGGAGAAGGUGGAGAACCUGUCUGAAAUGGAGACUCCAUCUGCUACAGAAGAGGAUCAGCCACAAUCAGAGGCCAAAAAGGUAUCACAGAUUUCAGAGUUACCUGUAAAUAUAAUGUCUGCUCAAGAGCUGGUGAAAGUGCGGAAAAGAAAAUCUGCAAAGGCGUUUCUUUUUCAAGGAUAUAUGCAAGACCUGACUGGAUCCUUAUACAACGACGAUUUCCAAAUUGAUGCGGCCCCUGCCAAACGCCAAAGACGAAAAAAGUCUCAUCUUGUUGUUAAAUUUGUCCCACAAAGCAAAGAGAAAAAGAACAAGAAACAGAAAAAGCCAUCACAGCCGCAUCGGACAACACAGGAAGAAGUGUUAACGAGUAUAUCACCAACACCAGUGCAUCUCUCAAAGAAAAAAGUAUCCUCACAAAAGAAGGCGAGAAAGGGUAAGAAGGGCAAGAUAGUGGGACAUUUGGUUUCUACAGCUGAAAUAAAGUCACCUUCAUCAAUCAAAGACCCACAGGUUCAACAAAAUAAAGAGGAUACAAGAAAAAAGAAAAGGAAAAAAGAAGUAGCCACAAAGCAUGUAAAUAACAUAGGUGACCAAAAUACUAUUGCCUCAACAGUUUCUAAGAAAAAACAGGUAAAAAUGAUGCAAAGAGAUCAGCCCAAGAUUGCAAAGGGGGGCAAGGGGAAAAGAAAUUUGGCAGCUAAGCAACUAGACAAGACAAAAACAAGCGCAACUUCAGCAGACAUAACAGAUCCACUCAUAAUGGAAGACUCUCUUCUUUUACUGAAAGGUCAUAAACAGCCCCAGUUGAAAGUAUACAAGUUAGACCCUUCUAAAGCAUCCAGCAACAAAAAGGAGGAUCUACCUAAUGAGUCCCAAAAAAUGUCCUCACAGAGUAAAAACAACAAUCUGAAACGUCCAGCAAGUGAGUCUACAAUUUAUCCCACAUCAGAGGGUAAGAAAAAGGGAGGGAGAGUCAAAAAGAACCAGAAAGCCCUUUCACUGUUGUCCUCAUUAAAGGUUUCCCGUGAUCCACUUGAGACAGUGCCAAACAAGUCAAAGACCACCAGGAAACGUAAAGCCUCUCCGAAAGUGGAAACUGAAGGAGUAAUAACUUCUUCUCAUACAAAGCCCGCCUUAGAGUGCAAGGACUGUGGGGAAAGAUUCAGUGACGUCUCGUCCCUUCAGAAGCACAAGACCAUGGUUCAUGUCAUAGAGAGCCCUGGUCUUACUUACACCAAUGGGAACAUAUUUGAAGGCGUCUCCAGGUUGGAUCUUUACCAGCUUCCAAUACAGCACAAUAAGGCUCUUGGGUUGAUGAAUGCUGCUACGGGAUGGGAUACUGAGCCUGAGAUGGGAGAGUUUGUAUUAGAAGAUAGAGAGCGAAAUGUCUCUUUCCCAGCUUUGAUUCCGUCGCCUUCUUUACCUGUUCCACCCUCAGAUGUUGAAAUAAGGGCUUAUGAAGAUAAAGAUGGGAGUAAAAUAGAACCAGAUAGCCAGUCACCAUAUGAUCAAAUAAUAAACAGUGAUACCCAUCCCAAUAUCCCACCUGAAUCAUCUUUAAGUGCCUCUACUCUGACACAGAGGUCAGAAACAGGAAAGCCUUUGGCGUCAGAUGAGGCUAAGCGAGAAGAAGUUACCCCGAAGAAUCCAAGCUUAGAACCUGAAGGCCAUGGAACUUUGGAUGAAAAUAUCAAGAAGGAUUUACUUUUUGAGGAAGAUUUAGUUACCUUAGGGGAAAAGAAUGAGAGAGAUGACUCAGCUUCCAUCAAAGACACAGUUCGCCAAAGUGAAUCAAAUGCUUCCUGCAACUCUGAGGUUAGAAGCACUAACAGACAUUUUGGGCAGGCUACUAAUGAAGCAUGUGAAAAACCUCAAACUUGUCAGACUGUGUCAUGCUCCACCCAUCAAGGGGAAAUCAAAAAAGAGGAGGAAGAAGUAUUAGUCCAGAAGAAGAAAGGAGUGAAAGGGAUUGUUGUGAGGAAUGCUUCAAAAAGUAGGGGAAGAGGAAAAGGGGGUCUUAAAGGGGAUGUGGUCUCGAAGAGAGUUUUUGCUGGAGAUGCUGUCAGAGAAUCAGAGUCAAAAAAAGAACAGGGUGAAUGUCAGGUAGUUUACGAAACCCAGCCUAUCACCUCUGAUUCAGAAAUAAAUGAAGAAGGUGGGACCAAUCCCGAAUUGAAGGAAGACAAUGCUACUACAUCUGCCAUGUCUUUGAUAUCCAUGCCCUGCACAUCAGAGGAAUCUCCUAAUGGGCCAGAGUCGGUUCCGACAAGAAUAGAGGGGAUAGUGAAUGAAAAGGAAAUGCACGAAGGAGAGGAAUGCGGCAGAGACAGCUCUCCAGGUAUCAUACUUGAGAAGGUUGUCACCUCUACACCAAAAGGGACUGCUGACAAGGAGCCAUACCUGAUGACAGCAAGAAACAGUCAAAGAAAGGUUUUGGACAGGUUGGCUGAGAAUGAAGUACAGGUCUUUGGGAGCCAGGAGAUCAAGGUUGAAGAGAUUAUUUCAGAUCCCUCACUGGCAGGAUCGGUCUGCCAAAACAGACAAAGUGCAAGUAUGCAACCCCAGCAUCACUUUGAUAUAAGGACCGUCCUGGUGAAAGAGGAGUGCAGCCUUGUACUGAAUGAGACUCAGGCCACACAGGGCAGCAGCAGCAUCUGUUGGAAUGUGGAGCCAGUCAGUGCUGUAAACACCUCCAGUCCUGUAAUGAAUAGAGGGGAAACGAGAGAUGUUCACGUCACCCCUGAGUUCAGCACCAACCAGUGUAUCUUCUACCCAGUGAAGGAAGAGGAGAGGGAGGUUCUUGUGGGUGCUGCUCAGACCAACAAUGAAGAUUUAUCUACAGGGUCGUCCAGUGAAACCCAGCAGACAGAACUUCAAGCAACAGAUGGAGGGCGCCAUUCUGCACCAGACCACCAGAAAAAGAGAGUUAGACAUCUGUUGUCAGAUACUCGAGAGAGUGACUUUGCAGACGGACAAGCUGAGACAGACGCUGAAUGGCAGCAUACUCCAGACGUCCAGGACUUUCUCCUCCAGAGCUCCGAUGAGGAGGAUACGGUUGGAUUUGAACUGGCUGACCCUCAGCUUGACUCAGAGGCAGAAGUGAUGUCCUAUUUCAACAAGAACCACACAAACAGCGCACAACGGCCAGAUGAAACAUCAAAAAAUUUUCCAGAUUCAGAGGUCCAUUCUCAGGCACAUAAAGAGGGAGAACGGACCAGAAGGCCCAUUGAUUACUUUUCCAAGUAUUUUGGUUGGGAAACCUGGGUAGAAAUUGCAAAUUGCACAAAUAAACUUUCCAACACGACCAAUCCUGUUACAGCCAGAGCGGUUGCACAGUUUGUUGGGAUCCACAUUGCGAUGGGAACUUUAAAGUUUCCCAGUCUGAGGCUCUACUGGGAGGACUUGACAAAGGUGCCCUUGAUUGCUGAAGCGAUGCCCCUUUCUCGUUUCCUUGAGCUGUCUCGUAUGUUGAAGCUUGCUUCUCCUGAAAGGGAUCCACUUGACAGAAACGUUCAACAAAGAACACAUGAUAGUGAUUUACAUCACAGUAAAACACUCUCAAGCAAGCAAAGUGAUAUUUAUCCAUCCAGUGAUGAUCAGAGGCAAGUUCACACACCAAAUGACUCUAACGGUUCUAAAACCCAAACUGAUCCCCUGGGGAAAGUGCAGCCAAUACUUUGUCGAUUUAUAGCUGGGUGCCAGUCUUUGAGACAUGAUGGCGGGUAUGCAGUUGACCAAUAUCCAUUACCUUUGACUGGGAAGAAGCACAAUAAGAAACUCUCUCUCCACUGCACUACAUUAGUUGGAUUCAGUGGUUUGCUCUUACAUGUGGAUCUUAAAUUGGGUCCGUCUGGCAAAGAAGAUGCUGUUGAAAAAAUGGUUCCAAAGGGCAGUACGGUGUUUCUUUGCAAACAGGAACUCUCCACCCCUGCCAUGCUGGAGCGUCUGUUAGUUGCUGGGGUACAUGGUGCAGGCAGGGUGGGAGGGGCACGAGGACAGAUUGGAGAUGAGUUUGUGAGCUCAGAUGGGAAGCUGAUGUUGCGUAGAUCACACUGCGGCUUCAUACUUUCUACUGCGGGGAAUGGCCAAAGGAACAUGGCUUCUCUCAUUGACAACUUUGAGAAGGCCCAGAUGUCGACUCAUCUCAACAGAGACCUGCUGAAGCUUUACUCCAUCCCCCUCACUGCCUCCGCUUCAACCUGCUGGCCUCAAGCUGUGCUCUGGUACCUGACAGAUAUGGCUUUGGUCAACUCCUGGCUCCUUUACAGACAGGAUCACGUGGCGGCCUCUGCACCUUUGUCUUUCAUGGCCUUUAGGUUGGAGGUGUCCAAGGAUUUCAUCCUAUCUAGCGACUCUGAUACCCAGGAUUCAGUUCCUCCUCAACCCCCUGUAGAGAAAGUCCAUGCAACACAUGAAACCACAAAUCUUGGCCUGGUGGAAGAAAAUCCUCUCCCAGAUGCAGCCACGCGGUACGACGGUUCAGGCCACUGGCCAGAGCAACUUGUCGAGGGAGAAGGGGGAAGAUGUCGUUACGGGGACUGUCAGAGAACAUCUCGAGUGCUAUGCCUUAAGUGCUGUGUAUUUCUUUGUAUCUCGCGAAACCACAACUGCUUUUUGAAUUUUCAUAGUCAAGAGGGGUUGGGAGAAAAGUAGUUUCAACAUCUGUGCUUUUGGUGUACAAAAACCCAGUGUAUCAAAAAAUGGUAUUACCUUUUAUGUCUUUAAAACUUUUCCACAAUGCCUUUCACUGUCCUUGUCAUUGUAUUGAUGAAUAAUUGUGCUGCAGUUUCAAAAAACAUGCUUUGUUCUGUGAGCAUGUUUAAAAAUGAAUUUGCCUUCGAAAGGAAAUGUGAUAAAAUGGCUCAUAACCAUGAAUUUUGUGCUGCAGAAAUGGUGUAAUUUAAGUAUUUGAUUUUGCAAUGACCAUGUUUUUUGUGUUACUGAACUGACCUCAUUUGCAUUUCAUACUGAGCUUUUCAUUUGGCUCUAUGAAUUGAAAACGUAAUUUAUGUGAUUUAAACAAAACAAUAAAAUACUUUGAAAAAUU